Galeopterus variegatus (Sunda flying lemur) is the source of this 1151-nucleotide messenger RNA. Its product is annotated as secretory carrier-associated membrane protein 4-like. Gene Ontology annotation, biological process: protein transport. Lineage: Eukaryota; Metazoa; Chordata; Mammalia; Dermoptera; Cynocephalidae. The transcript is spliced from 2 exons. The annotation marks the transcript as partial. Gene Ontology annotation, cellular component: trans-Golgi network membrane; recycling endosome membrane. The record is from RefSeq and is a predicted model, not a curated record.
UGGUUGGCUGGCAGCAAUCGGGUUCUUCCAGAACAGCGUUGGGGCUGCCGUGGUCAUGCUGCUGCCGGCCAUCAUGUUCUCCCUGUCGGCUGCCAUGAUGGCCAUUGUGAUCAUGAAGGUGCACAGGAUCUACCGAGGGGGCGGCGGAAGCUUCCAGAAGGCGCAGACAGAGUGGAGCACGGGUGCUUGGCGGAACCCUCCAUCGCGGGAGGCCCAGUACAACAACUUCUCUGGGAACAGCCUGCCCGAGUACCCCACUGUGCCCAACUACCCAGCCAGUGGCAGCCAGUGGCCUUAGAGGAAGAUGGCCAGCCCUGCGGCCCGCCUACCACCCCCUGCCCCUCCAUUCCCACCACCGCCCUCGGUCCGGUGAGGCCUAGAGUGUCUGUCCCUACACCCUCCCAGGUGGGCCUAACCAGGGGCUUCCUCAGCCAGGGCAAGCACCGCCUGGCUGCUGGCUGACCCUGUCACCAGCAGAAGGAUACCCUCUUGGUCCUAAAAGCGUGCGGUCGCUGUGAUGUCUAUGACGCAGCAGGCACAGCCUUUUCUCCCCAGGUUGCAUGGGGCUGACCAGCCGCACCCCCUGAGGGAGGUGGCAGCAGGCUGACCGCCCUCCCGUUCUUCCAGAGCAGCCGGCGGCUGAAGCGGGAGCCCUCCUGGCACUGGGCUCCGUCUCUGCCCACCACCCACCCAUCACCAGGGCAGACUCCCUGGCCCUGAAGCAGGAAGAGGCCUCGCAGCGCCAGCUCGCAGUCCCCGCAGGUGGCCGAGGGGCUCAUUGUACAGCCCAGUCCCAUGCUUUGUUAUCCUCCAAAGUCCCCUUCCACAGCUAAUGACUCCACAGAGCAGCCCACGGGGCACCCAAGCAGGUCGACCAUGAUCUGUGCGUCUCCCCGGCCCCCAGCCUACCUCCCCACCUCUCUUCCCCCAUAACCGAGAGAUUCAGGAACUCCAUCAGCUGGUGUGGUUACUGGAGAUGGUCCCCUCCUCGAACCAGGGACCUUGGGCACAACCUCUGCUCCCCGAGAUCCAAGACCCGGUUCCUUUGCUGGAGGAGAGAGAGGCCAGGUGGGGAGCAUGGCCUCCCCCCCCAGACAAAGCAAACGUAUAGGAAGAUGCAGAGCGUCCGUGGGCCACGUGUACCCCAGCAC